Molecule: messenger RNA, 1167 nt
Organism: Mesitornis unicolor (brown roatelo)
Lineage: Eukaryota; Metazoa; Chordata; Aves; Mesitornithiformes; Mesitornithidae
Gene: PRELP
Product: proline/arginine-rich end leucine-rich repeat protein
Exons: 3
Cellular component (GO): extracellular exosome
Molecular function (GO): protein binding; heparin binding
Source: RefSeq, a predicted model, not a curated record
GGAAACGUCUGGACCAUGAAGGUGGCCUUCAGAUUGCUUCUCCCGCUUGUUCUCGUGCUGAUCUCGGAGCACCGGGUCCCCCCUCCAUCUUCCCCGACUGCCCCCGAGAAUGCUACUGCCCCCCGGACUUCCCCUCUGCCCUCUACUGUGACAGCCGCAACCUGCGGAAGGUCCCCAUCAUCCCGUCCCGCAUCCACUACCUCUACCUCCAGAACAACUUCAUCGACGACCUCCCCGAGGAGUCCUUCAGGAACGCCACCGGGCUGAAAUGGGUCAACCUAGACAACAACCGCAUCCGGAAGGUGGACAGGCGGGUGCUGGAGAAGCUGGAAAACCUCAUCUUCCUCUACAUGGAGAAGAACCAGCUCAAGGAGGUGCCUGCUUUCUUGCCGCCCAACCUGGAGCAGCUGCGUCUGAGCAGGAACCAGAUCUCCAAGAUCCCCGCUGGGGUCUUCAACAAGCUGGAGAACCUGGUGCUCCUGGAUCUGCACCACAACAAGCUAAGCGAUGGGGUCUUCAACAAAAACACCUUCAAGGGACUCAAGAACCUCAUGCAACUCAACCUCGCCCACAACAUCCUGAGGAAAAUGCCCCCCGGGGUGCCCAGCGCCAUACACCAGCUCUUCCUGGACAGGAACAACAUUGAGGACAUCCCCAGUGACUACUUCAAGGAGUUCCCCAACCUGGCGUUCAUCCGGCUCAACUACAACCAGAUCUCUGACAAGGGGCUCCCCAAAAACUCCUUCAACCUCACCAACCUGCUGGUGCUGCACCUGGCCCACAACAAGCUCACCAACGUCCCUUUCAUCAGUGCCAAGCUGGAGCACCUCUACCUGAACAACAACUCCAUUGAAAAAAUCAACGGGACGCAGAUCUGCCCCACCUCGCUGAUGUCCAUCCACGACUUCUCCCCCUCCGACCUGGACAGCGUCCCCCGGCUCCGGUACCUGCGGCUGGACGGGAACCUCCUGAAACCCCCCAUCCCCUUGGACCUGAUGAUGUGUUUCCGCCUCCUGCAGUCCGUGGUUUUCUAACCCUGCGCCUCUCCCAGGACUUGGCUUUGCACAGAGACUCGACCCCCGUCGGUGUUUAAUACGUGGGACCCCAUUUGUGUCCCUCACCCCCGCCUCCAUCCCUCUUGCCUUUCCCUUUCCUCCCCUGCAGUGG